AUGAACUGGGAAGAUAGAAGGAUAUCAAGCCAUUUCCUCUCUUGGUAUUCAUGUUGUCAGUACCAACGGUCGCUGCAUCAAAGGCUUCUGAAACUGACGAGCAACAACAAGACGAAAGAACUUCAUCACUGGUUUCUGCAGUGGAUUCACCACAAGAAGAAGUACAGGCUGCGGAUUACCUGCCAGGAGUACGUGAGGAUCCAGAAGUUGAAGCGGAUGAUCCGAUACUGGAAAUUUUACAUCCAGGCGAGCAUGCAGAACAGCAAGAGAAUCGUGCGGACACUACUGACAAGGCAGCGCAGACUAUCAGAACGGGCGCUGGGCUCAUGGAAGGGCUGGGUCAUUCAGGCAAGGAGGCAGACUAUCAGCUUCUUCAACGCGGCUAGAAAGAGGGCAAUAGGCUUGCAGGUUUACUCCUUUAACAGCUGGAAGGAUGCCUACGGCCACCAGCUCAGGAUCCAGCAGGAGCUGGCAGGCUUCGCUCGGUCGCUGAUGGAGCUCCAAGCUAGGGAGGGAGUCUGGAUCUUAGAGGGCCUGGAGGUCCUCAAGAGUAAGAUUCAGUUGGAGCCCCUCCUCCCCCCUCCACAAGCUCAAACGCUGUGGUCGGGCUCAGUAUGGGAGGCGUCAGACGACGCUGAGACAACUUGGAUUUACGCCGCAUUAUAG
Molecule: messenger RNA, 666 nt
Organism: Guillardia theta CCMP2712
Lineage: Eukaryota; Cryptophyceae; Pyrenomonadales; Geminigeraceae
Exons: 3
Coding region: 1-666 (221 amino acids)
Source: RefSeq, a predicted model, not a curated record